AUGUCCUGGGCACUGAAAAAGAUCUUUGGUUGUAUGUCUUUGGUGGAGAGUAUAGGUGGAUGGGAUGAUGUUCAGAAAAAUGGCAUGUUCUCUAUUAACCUAGUGAAUAAGAAGCUUUGUGGAGUGCAUUCUAAGGUUCCCUGGAGGAGGGUGGUUUGUAAUAACUCUGCUACACCUAAGAGCUUAUUUAUCCUUUGGCUGGUGAUUUGGAAAAGGGUUCCUACUCUUAACAGGUUGAUCAAAUGGAACAUUGUUACUUCUGAUAACUGUUUACUCUGCAGCUCCAGUUCUGAAUCAGUUGAGCACUUAUUUUUUGAGUGUGGUUUCACCUUUCAGAUAUGGCAGAAAGUGCUAAAUAUUCUUCAGUUUACUAGAUCUCCUACUGGUUUUCAAGCUGAGCUGGAUUGGAUUGUUAAAUGUAGCAAAAAGAAUGGUGGAAGACAUAAGCUAUUGGUGAUGUUCUUUGCUGAAACUAUGUACUCAAUUUGGCUCAAUAGAAAUGAUAAACUAUGUAAUCAGCAUCGUAAAACCCUUAUUGAAUUGUUUGGAGACAUUCAGCUUAAAGUAGCUGGCUAG
Messenger RNA from Spinacia oleracea (spinach), 576 nucleotides. RefSeq lists its product as uncharacterized. Bases 1 to 576 code for a protein of 191 amino acids. The record is from RefSeq and is a predicted model, not a curated record. The transcript has a single exon. NCBI's taxonomy places the organism in Eukaryota, Viridiplantae, Streptophyta, Magnoliopsida, Caryophyllales, Amaranthaceae.